Molecule: messenger RNA, 6539 nt
Organism: Myxocyprinus asiaticus (Chinese sucker)
Lineage: Eukaryota; Metazoa; Chordata; Actinopteri; Cypriniformes; Catostomidae
Product: synaptic vesicle glycoprotein 2A-like
Exons: 13
Coding region: 297-2498 (733 amino acids)
Biological process (GO): transmembrane transport; chemical synaptic transmission
Cellular component (GO): membrane
Molecular function (GO): transmembrane transporter activity
Source: RefSeq, a predicted model, not a curated record
GUUAGACGUCACGCGUGCCUAUCUUUCAGGGUGAAGAUACAGGCAAUGUCAUACAGCUUUCCUCAUCAUCACGACUAAAAAUUCGCCGUAUCUUCUAACAAAUAUUAUUGACAGCACUUGGAAAAAUAAUUAGAGUAGAAUCGCCCUGACUGCCAUAUAAAGCGCUGCACUCUAGUAGGAGCAUUGGGUGCUGUCCAAGGUACUGAACUCUUCCAGCCCAGCUUUACUCUAUUACAUGCCAACUGGUAGCUCCUGACACCCGGUUCCAGCACUCAUCAACGCACGAAUUUAAAGCCAUGGAUGAGGGUUAUAGAGACCGCUCAGCCUUCAUUAAAGGCGCUAAAGACAUUGCCAAAGAGGUCAAAAGGCAAGCAGGUAAAAAGGUGGGCCGCCACGUGGACAAGGUGGGAGAUGAGUACACCAAGCGCUCUUACACUCGCUUCGAGGAAGAAGACGAUGAUGAUGACUACCCAGUGCAGGCCCAGGACGGCAGCUAUUACCGUAGCAACAGCAGGGCCAAUGACGACGAAGGGGCUCACAGCGACUCUACAGAAGGUCAUGAUGAAGACGACGAGAUAUACGAAGGUGAAUACCAGGGCAUCCCCAGAAAUGACUCAGUGGAAAAGGCAGACAGGCAGGUGGGUGGUGUGGGACAGUCGCAGUUCCGGGACACAACGCAGUACGAGGGGGAGAGGAGAAAGGACCAGGAAGAGUUGGCCCAGCAGUACGAGACCAUUCUCCAGGAGUGUGGCCAUGGGCGUUUCCAGUGGACCCUCUACUUUGUGCUGGGUCUGGCCCUCAUGGCAGAUGGUGUGGAGAUCUUUGUGGUGGGCUUCGUACUGCCCAGUGCUGAGAAAGACAUGUGCUUGUCAGAGCCCAACAAAGGAAUGCUGGGUCUUAUUGUAUACCUGGGUAUGAUGGUGGGUGCCUUUGUGUGGGGAGGUCUGGCUGACAGAAUCGGGCGCAGACAGACACUACUCAUCUCUCUCUCCAUCAACAGUGUAUUUGCUUUCUUCUCCUCUUUUGUCCAAGGAUACAGCUCCUUCCUGUUCUGUCGCCUGCUCUCCGGUGUGGGGAUUGGUGGUUCGAUUCCCAUCGUGUUCUCAUAUUACUCUGAGUUCCUGGCUCAGGAGAAGCGUGGUGAGCACUUGAGCUGGCUCUGUAUGUUCUGGAUGAUUGGAGGCAUCUACGCUUCAGCCAUGGCCUGGGCCAUCAUUCCCCACUAUGGCUGGAGCUUCCAGAUGGGAUCAGCCUAUCAGUUUCAUAGUUGGCGAGUGUUUGUGCUGGUGUGUGCGUUCCCCUCCGUCGCUGCUAUCGUGGCGCUAACCACCAUGCCAGAGAGCCCUCGCUUCUACCUUGAGAACGGGAAACACGAUGAAGCUUGGAUGAUUCUGAAACAAGUCCAUGAUACCAACAUGAGAGCAAAGGGCUACCCAGAAAGGGUCUUCUCAGUCACCACCAUUAAGACGGUGAAACAGAUGGAUGAGUUGGUUGACAUGGGUGGAGAGGCCACAGCCUGGCAUCAGCGCUGGAAGAUCAAACUCACCAACCUCUUUCACCAGGUGUGGAGCAACUUCCUGACAGUCUUUAAUCCAGAGUACAGGAGAAUUACCUACAUGAUGAUGGCUGUGUGGUUUUCCAUGUCCUUCAGCUACUACGGUUUGACUGUUUGGUUUCCUGACAUGAUCAAAUACCUGCAGAAACAAGAGUACUCCUCACGCACCAGAGUCUUCAUCAAAGAGAAAGUGGAGCAUGUGACGUUUAACUUCACACUGGAGAACCAGAUCCACCGGAAUGGAGAGUACUUCAAUAACAAGUUCUUGAAUUUAAGGAUGAAGUCUAUGGUAUUUGAAGAUUCCCUGUUUGAGGAAUGCUACUUUGAGGAUAUCACGUCAAGCAACACCUUCUUCAAAAACUGCACCUUCAUUUCCACCCUCUUCUACAACACUGACUUGUUCAAGUACAGGCUGAUCAACAGCAAACUCAUUAACAGCACUUUCCUCCACAACAAAGAAGGCUGUAUGUUGGAUUUCAGCGAUGAGAAUAAUGCCUACAUGAUCUACUUCGUCAGUUUCCUUGGCACACUCGCUGUCCUGCCUGGAAACAUCGUGUCUGCUCUCCUCAUGGACAAGAUUGGACGUCUAAGGAUGCUGGCGGGUUCCAGUGUGAUUUCCUGCAUCAGCUGCUUCUUCCUGUCAUUUGGAAACAGCGAAUCAGCUAUGAUCGCUUUGCUUUGUCUCUUUGGGGGCAUCAGCAUUGCAUCCUGGAACGCCCUGGAUGUACUAACAGUGGAACUGUACCCCUCUGACAAGAGAACUACAGCCUUUGGAUUUCUGAAUGCCCUGUGUAAGUUAGCUGCAGUUCUGGGCAUCAGUAUCUUCCAGUCAUUCGUGGGCAUCACCAAAGCAGUGCCCAUCCUCUUCGCAUCGGGGGCUUUGGCUGUUGGAAGCUUCUUAGCUCUAAAGCUUCCUGAAACUCGUGGCCAAGUGCUUCAAUAGUCCAGCCAGCAGGUGGCGAUGUUUAAGUAGGGAAUGCUCGACAGUGUCGCCCAACCCCAAACCCUGUCCGUGAGUGAUGCUUGAAGCGGCUGAAACAAACCCCAUAUUUACAGAUCAGAUAAAGAUAUCUUAAUUACUCCAAUGGGUGCAACUGUAAUAUUAUUUGAUUUUAACUUGACCUCAUUCAACUCUAUAUGUAUAAAUGUAUUCCCUGGCAUCUUGGGGAAGGAAUAACAAGUGAGCCACCCACUCAUUCUAUGUUUCCAUACAGCAGAUAAUUUUUUUUUUCUUUAAUGAAUUGACCCCUUGACCCACUUCUGAUGUAUUAUUGUCUGCAGGAAUAUUAGAGACCCUUUGUAUGUGUAAAAAACCUGCCAUGUUAAACACAUUCCAGCUUUACGUUCUUUAUGGUAAGAAUGUGAAAAUUAACAUAAUCAGUUUGACUUUCCCUUUAAUCUUUGUCCAAGCCAUCGUGUGAUCUGAACCAUCAUUGAGGACCCGUGACAUCAUUAGGUAGAUAUAUUUGAAUGGACAGUGUUGAUCUAGUGGUGCUGGUGAUGGUUCUUGUUGUUGCUUUGUUUGAGUCCUUUGUGUCCCAAGAACAACAUUUUUUAGAUUGUGGGCGAUGCCAUAAUUGUCUGCAAUAUCGGCUCAAGCACUCCUCACUUCUCAAGUUUAGACGUUUCAGUGAAAUUACUGCUAGAGUCACAUUAUUAUAGACGAUCUGUAUCAUCGGUGCACUCGUUUUUGGUUCCGUUCCAUCAGAAAAAUACCGUUGUUCUUUCAAGAUGUCUGAUUAUUGAAGGUGUUGUGCAUGUAAUGACGUGUGAAUUCAUAAGUAUAUGCUUAAAGAUAGUUAACAUAACUGACGAAAGUGCUCUGUAUUUCUAUACCCUAACCAUGAUUCUUUGGACAUAAUGUAAAAUGUCAGAUAUGUGACGAUGAUGGGGUUGUCAUUUUUAUUGUCUAGACAAGGCGAACAGCUUUCUGAGCUUUGCCAUUGUCCAUAUUUUGCAUUAUUAUUAUUAUUAUUGAUUUAGUAUGCUAACAACAGAACAUACUGUUUGUGUUCCUACUGAUAUCCACAGAGUAGUUUCAGUUGAGUCCCUUUGAAUGUGCGCAAACAAUGAGACUACAGUUACAUCGGCGCAUCAUCUCAUCUAAAACAUUCAUUCAAGACAAGCGUAAAAACUAAAGGAGAAAAUAAAUAAAUGAAGCACAAAGUGAUUUGAUUAAACUAUCAAAAACAAUGGGUUUAUUUUGAUGAUUAUGUACAUUAUGCAUUGAAUAUAAAUAUAUUAACAUUAGCUUUGAAUCAAGUCUGUCUGUUUGAACACUCAAGCUAAUAUUAAAUAUACAAACAUAUAUACAUAAGAAAAAAAGCUUUCAUGUUCAGGUGUUGAACUAGUACCUAUAUGUCUUAGAUCGCCUUUGAUGUAUGUAUAUACAGUUAUUAAGGGAUUUAAUUUUUUUGAACAAAGUAAAUAUAUUAAAAAAGUGACUGAUUAAGUCCAUACACUGAUUUGCAGCACACACAGACACCCUCAUUCAUGUUUUCUCACGUUCUUGUAAAGAAACAGAGGUAUCCGUCUGUAUGUGAGUAUGUGUGUACGGUUUGUAUGGAAGUAUGUGUGCGCUUGCAUGUGAAAUGUUGAGUGUUCUCUAAAUAUUUGUAUUUAUUUAUAUAACUGUUUAUGAGAGUUUGGUUUUAUAGUAUUUUUUACUUUAUCUGUAGAAACAGAUGUAGUGCCACAUGCAGGGUGAAAAUAUUGCUGUAUCAUUGUUAACCUGAUGUUCAAAAUACUAUGGUGACUUGUUAACAGUAAGUGAAUAUAGCAUCAAAAAACAAGAGAUUUUAAUUGAAGGUCUGUGUUGAAGAAAUUAAAUAAAAUGGUUGCAUUUGACGGGUAACAAAAAACGAGGGUAUCUUAUUAGGACAAGCAGUAAACAAGUUGUGAUAUUUGUCCAAUUCUGCUAUGUUUUACCAAGCAUAAUUAUUACUAGCUCCAUGGAGAGCUGUUUUUUCCUGUUAAGUAAACAGAUAUUGAAGCAAAAAUUUCAGAAAAGAUAAAACCCCACCUGGUUGAAAGCAAUUUUUCAGUCUCCGAUGUUUCUGAAUGCUGUUAACGUUUAAACUGCAACAGUUUUUUGGUGUCAUUCAACGUUCUUUACUGCCGUUUUGUAGGAUAGCAGCCAUACUAUGUGUUCAGAGUAGACACCACGAUACAACAGUCCAUUUUUUAGAUUUAAAAAUACUUUUUUGUUUUAAAUGCACACAAAUAAAUGUAAUCAAAGUGGUUACCUAGCCUAACACAUGAUUCAUUUUAGGCACAAAUGGAACUUUUCAAGCACUUAAAAUGGUUGUAAAGGCAUUACACUUCAUUUCAAUUGGAGAAAGUUUUCAAAUGAAAUGUUCUAGAAACUGCCGUCCCUGUCGUGACCUUUGGUCAGCAGAAUUAGUGUCACAGAUGCUGUAGUGACAAUCCUUAUGUGUGCCAUGUGUGACAGUGCGCAUCUUUAAUUGCCAAAUAUUUUCUACGUCCUCAGUUUGUACUGGCAUAUCCCACAUCACGGCAUGUAGAAAAAAAUAACACGGUUUGUAAUACACUGACAUUCUAGCAGUGUGUGUGGCAAUCCAAGUAAGCAAAAAAAACAACAACAACAAAAAACAUAUAGACACAAAUAUAAACGAUUAAAUAAAAGUUUUGUGGUUUAUAAACGUAUCUCUUAAUCAGGUCUUAAAAGUGCUUUACUCAGAUGGGACACACAUUAAAAACAAAAUGUUGUUCUUGAAUAUUAUAGAAAAAAUUAUCUCUCUUAAAUGAAAGUUUACUCACCCUCAUGUCAUUCCAAACCCAUAUGCCGUCAAGAACUGUCUUUGUAUGGAAAAGAUCUGCGUGAAGAUUCUUCAAAAAUGUUACUUUUCUGCUCCACUUUCAGAUUAAUCAGCAUACAGGUUUAGAACGAUAUGGAUGAGAGUAAAUCAUGUUUUGCGGGAUACUAUUUCUCUAAUAUUCAUGUGCAAGUUGGUUACAAUUAGUAGAUACUUUAAACAUUAAAACAUGAAAGAUUUGCUUUGUAAGUGAGCUAUAUAACUGUUAGUACGCAUCACUGUCAAAAUGGCCCAUUUUGCCAUUUCUUCCACAUCUAAACAUAUUCUUAUCUAAAAUCAAAUGUGUCGCCAUUGUUCCCUUCAUUGAAAUACAAAUGAGUAUGUCAUAACUGCUGUUGUAUGCUGUGAAAUGCUGAAUUACAGUAACUAAUCUCAGCGAAGCUGUAUAACUUCUCUCUGUGUAAAACAGCCCUAGAUUUGGUGCACUUCAUCACAUAAGAUUGUGUACUGGUUGUACGACUUUGGGUUUUGUUACAGGGUCUUUUGUAUUUCUGAUAAAUAUGUGUUUACUUAGCAACAAUCAAAUCUUGUGUGCAAAAAGAAAUCAAAGCAAUAAGUGGUAAACAUGUUUCUUUGCUCUGCCCCCAAACUAUUGGGAAAGAAGCACACAAAAUGUUCGCUGGCCACAUUCAAUGAAACAGCAGAUGUUUAACAGCUGAAAGAAAAAAAGGCCAACAUCCGUGUACUCUACAAAUAUACCAUAGGUCUUCUGAUGCUUUUGUCAGUUUAAAUGUAAUGCCAUUAUUUAAAUGUGACAGAGAGUUUAUCACCUUAUCAUUGUACUGUGCUGUAGAGAUUGUAGUUGUUUGUAUGUAAAAGUAUAAAUAUGUGGAACAAUAAAACAAAAAAGAUAAAAAAAAAAAAAAUGUUGAAUAUGAGAAAUAGAGUACUACUAUAUGUUGUUCAUUUUGUGAUUUUUUAUUUUUUUUUUUAACAUGAGAAUGGAAAUGACGUUGACAUUAAUUAUUGUUGAAUAUAGAGACUAUUCCAUCCUUACCAACAUGGUUCUGUAUUACGGUUUGUGAGAGAUUUACUUUCAUUUUCUGACUCGUAUGUGGGGCAUUGGACUGCGCUUGCGCAGUAAAAACUGUCCCUCAAUGGAUUUAAAAAAAUACGAAUAAUAAAACAAAUGCUAUAAUGCUUGAAUA